CGAAGGUCUUUGAACCGUUGGCAAUAAAUUGUUGAUCGGGAUGGAUCCACAAUAUAGUAGAACACUUGAGUCGUUUGAAGUAGUAUCACUUGAAACUAAAUUGUGCUCACGGGUAUUCAAUACAGCCAUGUCAGCUACAACUCGGUUUGCUCUGUGUAACCUUUUUGUGUUAGUUCUAGUCGGCGCCAAGGUAUUUGCGGCCGACGUCAUCAACGGCACUGUUCGGUUCACUUUGUUCAAUCGACAGCAACAAAAAUGGAUGAACCUUUCCAGUAAAAACAGUGAUUUCGAAUCAAACGGAUGCAGUCCAAAGGAACCGUUUGCCAUAAUAGUUCACGGAUGGCGCGAGGGAAGUUACACCGAAUGGAUCAAAGAUACGAAGAGCAACCUGACGACUUAUCGAAGUGGAUGUGUUUUAUUUAUGAGUUACGGCAACGACAACCAAAAUGUGGACUAUUUCGGCCAGUUGAUGCCAAACUUUAACAAUUUGGCAAACGAUUUGGUUGGUCUGCUGAAAAGAUUGGAAACGGUUGGGUUCGAUCCGGCCGAUGGAUUCAUAUUUGGUUUCAGUUUCGGUGCUCAACUGGCGUUCGAGGCCGGUAGAAGAUUUGGUUUCGGAAAACUUGCGCGAAUCGAUGCAUGUGAACCAGCGGGACCUGGCUUCGAUGAUAGUAGAAUAUACUCACUGUUAGAUCCGAAAAAGGCAGCGAAGGUAGUUCAGUGUAUUCAUACCAGUUCCAAUUACGGUACAAAACUUCGUAAUUGUCAUAUUAACUGGAAUAUGGGUCAGUGCGGGAAGUCUCAGGUGGCCGCUGGACCAUUUCCGAAGGGGUCUCACGGGCUGUGUCCAUAUUUUUACAACAGUGCAUUUACCCACAAUUUCUAUGCAGUACCGAAACCGAAGGAUUGCUCUUCAUCCCGAUAUACCGGUUCCUGGCCAAGUAGAUUCCGGAUGGGCUACUUCAGUGAUAUGAAUAGCACUUUCCAAGCGGAAUUAUUUUCGCCUAGUUCAAAAUACUACCCGUAUAUUAAUGACACGGUAGCAAAUAAAAUUUAGUUAAUUAUUGUGAGGAUUUUAUACAGUGUUACUUUAUGUAUUAUUGUGUAAUAAAAAUUUGAAAAUUAAUCCGAAUAUAAAGAA
Molecule: messenger RNA, 1141 nt
Organism: Malaya genurostris
Lineage: Eukaryota; Metazoa; Arthropoda; Insecta; Diptera; Culicidae
Product: lipase member H-like
Exons: 4
Coding region: 41-1057 (338 amino acids)
Molecular function (GO): lipase activity
Source: RefSeq, a predicted model, not a curated record